UCAGCACUCUGCGACAUAUUACCGGACCAGUGAUAAGACAUCCUUCGCGGGGAACUGGCUGGCUGUCAGAAUCUAGAGAGCAUCAGAGGCGCUAUCUCGAACCAAUUGAAGAGGGAAAAGCAACGACUCGCAUGCUUGGCAUCGGGCGGCGUCCGAGAUAACGGCGAGGAUAUCGCAAUCGAUAAUGCGGAGAAAAUGUGGGGAACCGCGUGUUCGGCAUUCAAAACUGGUCGCCGCGCCGGUGAUAAAGAAAGUGUAUUCAAUAGCAAAGAAAACUUGUGUCUCUGUUCAGCCAUCAUGUCGACUAUUCACGGACUGUUUCGCUUGGCCCUGUUGCCUGUCCUUGCUUGGCUUCUUCUCCAGCAGAAAGCAUUCCCGUUACCUAAUUCACCGCAGAUUCAGCUAUACGUCUCAUGGCUUCCGGUCUCAAUCCAGAAUGUCAUUCUCGAUAGUCGACCUCGCAUCGCACUUCCCCAGGGGACUGUUGUAGGCAAUACAGUGCGAGACACACUCAAGCACCCCGUCGACGCUUUCCGCGGCAUCCGAUAUGCACUACCGCCAAUUGGUGAGAGACGGUUUCGUCGCGCGGAACCAAUUGGCCCUUCAGAGAGUGUUAUAGAAGCGACUCGAUUUGGACCAAGGUACGAAACUGGACCGUCUGAAGAGCCGAGGAGGCCAACUAACGGAGCAGAUGUCCUGGCAAGCAACUGCUACCAGUCAAAGGCGACACCGGAAACAGCGAAGAUUGUCUGACUGUCAACGUUUUCCGGCCACAUGGCGUCCAGGGCAAACUACCGGUCGCUGUUUACGUACAUGGUGGCGCGUAUAAUCGGGGAACCUGUAAGCCUCUGGCGAUCUGGCAAAUCAGAGAGGCUGACCAUGAUAGCGUCCAUGCAUAACACGGCCUCGAUGGUUGGCUGGUCCGAGCAACCCUUUAUCGGAGUUACUUUUAAUUACCGGUGAGCUCUCCCUCCCCAUGGUUAUCAGCGAUCAGACCACCAUG
Messenger RNA from Aspergillus pseudonomiae, 1003 nucleotides. RefSeq lists its product as uncharacterized. The record is from RefSeq and is a predicted model, not a curated record. The transcript has a single exon. Bases 196 to 753 code for a protein of 185 amino acids. Lineage: Eukaryota; Fungi; Ascomycota; Eurotiomycetes; Eurotiales; Aspergillaceae.